Aphanomyces invadans is the source of this 219-nucleotide messenger RNA. RefSeq lists its product as hypothetical. The record is from RefSeq and is a predicted model, not a curated record. Bases 1 to 219 code for a protein of 72 amino acids. Lineage: Eukaryota; Oomycota; Saprolegniomycetes; Saprolegniales; Verrucalvaceae. The transcript has a single exon.
AUGACUAAGCUCAACCUAGCUAAGGGGAAGCUUAAGAUGGACGGGUCUAUCAUCUCAGCCGAAUCGCGAGUCUCCAAGCUGGUGAGCGACAUUGAAGCUGCGCUUGUCCGUCUAAACAUGGAAGGUUUCGCCGAGACCGAACCCAAGCUGACUGUGGAUUCCCUGAUGGCGGCCAUCACGCCACUUGCUGUGCAGAAGCGUGUGCGCGAACUAAUGUAG